CCUCAUCGAGGCGACCGGCCGACCUAUCGGUCUGACCCCAAACCCCUCCGCCGCCGCCCGCCUCCCCAUGGCCGGCCGCCGCGCGCCGCACGUCAUGAGCCUCCACGACUCCGGCCCGCCGCUGCUCGGCCGCGCGCCGCAGCACCCGCAGCCCGGCGACGACCGCGACGAGCCCCCGCACGGCGCCCUCCUCCACCACCCGCGCGGGGGCCCCGCGCAGCACCCCGCCGUGGCGGCCCUCGAGGACCGCAUCGUCGCCCGGGACCGGGACAUCCAGGAGUUCCUCGUCGACAACCAGCGGUUCGCCGCCACCCACGUCGCGCUCCAGCAGCAGCUCAUCUCCGCGCAGCACGAGCUCCGGGCCGUCUCCAUCGCCGGCACCAGGGCCCGCAUGGAGCGCGAGGCCGACGUCUGCGCCAUCGCCGACCAGGCCGCGCGCAUCGAGGCCGAGGCGCGCUCCGUCGCCGGCGCGCGCGUGGAGAUCGAGCAGGUCCAUGCCGAUGUGCGGGUGCUCGCUGCCGCGCGCAACGAACUCAUGGACCGGCUCAAAGGCCUCCGCGAGCAGCUAGGGCGCGCGCAGUCCAAUUCCGCCAAGUCGGAGAACGUCCGCUCGCAGAUUGAGACCAUGCGACGGGAGAUCCAGAAGGGCAGGGCUGCGGUUGAAUUCGAAAAGAAGGCACAUGCUGAUAACCUUUUACAAAGUAAAGCAAUGGAGAAAAAUAUGAUUGCCGUGGCUAGUGAGAUUGAGAGGCUUCGGGGUGAGCUUGUAAAUGCUGAAAAGCGGGCCACUGCUGUCACCACGGCAGCAGCUGUAACUAACCCUGGGUAUGCUCAACCGUACAGCAGUUCUGAGGCAACAUAUGCCACAAUGUAUGGCAAUCCCGAGGCAGCAUAUGCAGCAUAUGGCAGUGCUGAGGCAACAUAUGCUGGAACAUAUGCCAAUUCUGAUGCUUAUAGCACCACUAAUCAGGCUCAGACUCGCACUGAUGGUAAUCCACAUUACAUGACCCAGCCGGCUCACUAUGCGCAGUACGAGGGCCAGCAGCAGCAGCAGCAGCAGCAGCAGCACACCAAUGUGCAAAGAUGAAUGCUGACUCAUGAUAUCUUUGACCUCGCGUUGCAAUCUUCUUAGGGCUUUGCCAGUGUAAACGAGUAGAUGCAGGAUGCACCGAAUUGAGGUUGACGGAGGGGUGAGUUCAUUGCAUGAAAGUGCUGGGAGAUCUUGUUUAUACAUUGUCAUUGGUUGAUCAACUCUGGGAUGUCUGUACAAGUCGAUAGCUCGGAGUAUGAGUCUUCCGCAAAUUCUUGAUGUUGUGCCGUCUUGAUAAUCCACCGCUUAGUUUUAUUUUUUGCA
Molecule: messenger RNA, 1354 nt
Organism: Triticum dicoccoides
Lineage: Eukaryota; Viridiplantae; Streptophyta; Magnoliopsida; Poales; Poaceae
Product: protein FLX-like 1
Exons: 4
Coding region: 68-1087 (339 amino acids)
Source: RefSeq, a predicted model, not a curated record